CAAGGUAUUCGUCUGUAUAAGAUCAUGUCUACCACGAUUUUUCUCUUGUUGUGUUUAAAUCACGUGACUGGAUUUUUGGAUCUGCCUCUUCUGAUAAACAACCCUCUGCAUGGCGGAAGUUUUCUGGAGCGAGCUAAAUCUAUCUUGCGACGAGUUCCUUUAGUUGACGGUCACAAUGACCUACCCUGGCACACAAUGCAAGCAUUCAAAGGCCAGCUGAGUGGUUUGAACUUGAAGCACGACACGAGGACGCAGUUUCCCUACGACCCGACCAACCCGUCCCAGACUGAUAUACCACGACUACGACAGGGUCUGCUCGGUGCUCAGAUGUGGUCUGGCUACACGAGGUGUGGAAACCAGUACAAGGAUGCGGUGCGCUGGGGUCUCAGCAUGAUUGACUUGAUUAAGAGGAUGGUCCACAAGUACCAUGACACACUCCAGUUCGUCACCACUGCAGACGGAAUUAUGAACGCUUUCAGAAAAGGAAAAAUCGCUUCAAUGAUUGGCAUGGAAGGGGGUCACAUGAUUGACAGUAGUUUGGCUGUAUUACGUAUGUUCUAUGAACUUGGUGUGCGCUAUCUGACCUUGACAUGGAGCUGUGAUACGCCAUGGGCUGAUAAUUACAAGGACACGCGAUAUAACACUCCACACAACCACGGUCUGUCCAAGUUUGGCGAGCACGUCGUGGGGGAGAUGAACCGGCUGGGAAUGAUGGUGGACAUCUCGCACGUCGGAGACGACACCAUGAACGACGUGCUCGACGUCUCGGCGGCACCCGUCAUCUUCAGCCACUCCUCCGUAUACUCGCUGUGUCCACACCACCGCAACGUGCAAGACAACGUGCUGAGACGACUGAAACACAACAACGGCAUCAUCAUGAUAAAUUUUUACCCUGUCUUCAUCAACUGUACACUUGAAAACAAACACGACGACGACAAUAGAACUGCUUCGGUGAGCCAAGUUGCAGAUCAUUUCGACUACGUGCGCAAUCUGAUCGGCUCUGACCACCUGGGAGUUGGUGCAGACUAUGACGGCGCUGAUAUGGUGGGAGAGCUGAACGACGUGUCCACAUACCCGAUACUGUUUGCCGAGCUGCUUCGUCGUGGCUGGUCCGAGCAGGAGCUGGAGAAGGUCGCAUACAGGAACUUCUACAGGGUCUUCAAGGACGUCGAGAGGGUUAGAGAUCAUAAAAGACACGAAGAACCAGAUGAAAUGUUGAUUGAUCAGUCUGAAGUGCCAAAUCAAACAUGUUCCACUAUCAACGAUGUGUGGAAACCAGUCUAGAAAACAUUCUCAUUAUUGUGGUUUUCAUUGAAAUCAGUCUCUAAUAAAUUUUAUUUUUAAAACAGAUA
This is a messenger RNA of Gigantopelta aegis, 1352 nucleotides long. Its product is annotated as dipeptidase 1-like. Lineage: Eukaryota; Metazoa; Mollusca; Gastropoda; Neomphalida; Peltospiridae. The coding region runs from base 25 to 1284 and encodes 419 amino acids. The record is from RefSeq and is a predicted model, not a curated record. The transcript has 11 exons. Gene Ontology annotation, molecular function: metallodipeptidase activity. Gene Ontology annotation, biological process: proteolysis.